Alligator sinensis (Chinese alligator) is the source of this 7615-nucleotide messenger RNA. RefSeq lists its product as uncharacterized. The record is from RefSeq and is a predicted model, not a curated record. NCBI's taxonomy places the organism in Eukaryota, Metazoa, Chordata, Crocodylia, Alligatoridae. The transcript is spliced from 8 exons. The coding region runs from base 14 to 5668 and encodes 1884 amino acids. Gene Ontology annotation, biological process: DNA replication; regulation of DNA-templated transcription. Gene Ontology annotation, molecular function: DNA binding; nucleotide binding; DNA-directed DNA polymerase activity.
GGGCGACGAGCUGAUGGCCUCGCAGCGCUGGCGCUGGUGCUUUCGCGGCUUCCGCUACCAGGAGGGCAAGGGGCCGCGGGAGGUGUGCAGCCGCCUGCGGGAGCUGUGCCGGGGCUGGCUGGAGCCCCAGCGCCGCAGCAAGGAGACGAUGCUGGAGCUAGUGGUGCUGGAGCAGUUCCUGGCCGUCCUGCCCCGGGAGAUGCAGAGCUGGGCGUGGGGGCACGACGUGGAGACCUGCGCCGAGGCGGUGGACGUGGCCGAGGCGUUUUGCCUGGGGCUGGUGCCGGACGAGGAGCCCGAGGUCGCGGGGCGCAGGCCGCUCGAGGACGUGGAAGGACCCGGAGCACGGCUGGAAACUCUCUGCACCCAUCAGGAGCCGGCGUGGUCCCGUCCUGAGCACGCGCCCCUAGAGGAAGCGGGAUGGGGUAAAACCCCAGGGCCUCAGGAGGAGCUGCCUCCUGUCCCCACAGACAAGUCCCCGCUCCGGCAGGAGCCAGCAGGUGCAGGGACCCUGAGCACAGCUGGGGAGCAGCCUGCUGAGGAUGGGCCUGUAAACCUGGAGCUGCUGAGGCUGUCCCCAGGAAAAUCAGGGGAGAAGGGGCUUCUGACGCCUGAGCCGGACCAAGUGCACGAGGAGCAGGGCAGGUGCCCACAACAGAGAGAUGACACAGCCGUGAAUGAGCUCCUGGAGGCAUUUGAGGACGUGGCAGUGUAUUUCACGCAGAAGGAGUGGGAGCUGCUGGAAGCUGGAGACAAGGAGCUUUACCGGGACCAGAUGCUGAGGAAUUACCAAGCCCUUGUUUCCCUGGAUCCUUUCUCCAAGUCCCAAUUGGAUGCUGGAAUAACCACCCCCUCUACACUCGCCAACACAGGGUAUCAAGGUCCUGCACCGGACUUAAUUUGCCGCAUCCAGCGAGGGGAGAUGGAGCUCUGGGUUGGUGAUAAGAAGGCAGCUGGAGAAAGCUCGUUAUCUGAGGACUUGGCCCCAGAGAGCCUAACUCAUGGGAAAACCCCAGUUGCCACAAGCAAUUUUAUCACAGCAAGAAACGCUUCUUCCAGAAUAGAAAAUCGGGACAAACGUAUAUCCUCGUGGCUUUACCCUGCAACAAAAGUGAUUUCACGCAACACCCCCAGAGAAGGAAGUGGCGCUUCGGAGAAGCAGCUCCUAGAAACACCAGAGGGAUGGGGACAGGGACGGAGGCCUCUAACAGCACUUACAGAAAACCACAGAAACGUUCCACUUCAAAACCAGAAUGCCCAAGGACCAGAAGGCCAGAAGAACCGAGCAAAAAGGCAUGGUAAAAAGAAGAUAAAACCUCAUGGUUGCUCAGAAGAAAACAUACCGCCAGACCCUGGGAGAACCACCCAUAAAAAGACAAGGCUUCACAGCACCAAAGCUGGUGAAUUGGGGUUGGUGAAUAAGAAACCCACGACAGAUUGCACACGCACUAUAGAAAAGCCAGAGGAGGAGGAGGAGAAUCUUCAUCUGCUUUUGAAAGAUCAUGACUAUUUUGAACACCAAAAGAGGAUUGCUUUGGGAGGUGUGGGUGCCCAUCUUGCCUUGAAAGACCAUGAUUAUUUUGAAAGCACAAAGAGCGGGUCUUUGGCAGGUGUUGGCAGGCAUAUAUAUUUCAGAAAUAGUGCACGGAGUGCUUUGAAAGAUCAUGAUUAUUGUCAGAGCAAAAGGGCCUCUUUUGUACAAAGAAGAGGUGGUCUGCGUGGAAUGCAUCAUAGGAAGGGAGGAGGUGAUAAACCCUGGGAUACAAAUGGAAGGCUUACCAGCAAGUGGUUUGAAGGGCAAAAAAUAAGGGCCUGGCUAAAGAUGAGAAUGAGGAAGGCUAAAAUCCUGUUGAGAAAACAUAAGAAAUCCCCUAGAGAUGGUGCUGGUAGUAGGUGUAUUUUAGAAAACCGAUUGGAGAGUCCCUUGAAAGCUUCUCCUCCUCCAGAGCCCGUGGAGUUAGAGAACAGGGAUGGAGACCAUGAUUUAAAUGUCCCGUUGGAGAGUCCCUUGAAAGCUUCCUCUCCUCCAGAGCCUGCAGAGUUAGAGAGCAGGGAUGGAGACUGUGAUUUAAACGACCAGCUGGACAGUCCCUCGGAAGUUGAUCCUCCUGGAGCUGUGGGGGUUAAUUUGCCAGACGUACGUCUGGUGCGGGUGAGAAGGCAGGACUGGCCCGUAGCUAGGUUUGGAGCCGCAAGGUAUUCCGAAGAGUUCCGCUUUGUAAAUCUGGAGCUUGUGCCGCUACACGUGGCAUACAAAGCUAUAAGCGGGGGGAUAGAAGAAAUCAUAGCUGACCUCCACGAGAAAUUCACGCCUGCCGACUAUGCCCAGGUACGCAUUGAGGCAGAGACCGCAAGGAACUGCUUAUAUUCUCGAACCAUUCGUUUAAAUCAGAUGACCACUGACCUGUUUGUAGAGUGGCUCAGAGACCUGUCGCAAAGCCAGAGAGAGAUACGCUUUGAUUCAACGUUCUGGCUGGUCGCGGUUGUUGUAAGAGGAGUAGGCAGCGGUGGGCGAAGAGUGAUAAAUUCUAUCCCCUACUCCGAACUCAUCACUAGAAAAAGGAAGUAUUUAAUCGACCUGAAUACCUUUGAUACUAAUCUGUGUUUUGCAGGCAGUCUUUUGGCUCUCACAACACACAAAGGAGCCACAGAUGCUGUACUGCUAGCUGGUGCAAACCAGCUGCACAGAAAACUGGAGUGGCCAGCUCAGAAAAAGGUCACGCUCAACGAAGUAGCAUUGUUUGAAGACCUUGUACAAGUUAACAUUCAUAUCGUAAUGCAUAAGGAGGAAAAGGGCUGGGGCUUAUUUAAAACGUACAGCUUUCCCAGGUACCCCAAUACCUGCUUCCUUCUGCUGCACGAUGGACAUUAUUAUGGCGUCAAGGAUGCGAGAAAGUUAUUUGGUGUGAGAAAUUACUGCGAUCUUUGCCAUGCGUUGUAUAGUCAUAGCCACAAGUGCAGGUUCUGGUGCCGCCUCUGUCUGAGCCCGGGGUGUGCAGACAACGUGGGCGUAGCAGAAAAAUGCCCUACCUGUAAGCUGGUCUGUCGGUCCAAAGAGUGCUUAGACAGGCACAUGGCUCUGGCCUCCGAAAAACAGAUUGACUGUCUCUCUAAAACGUGGUGUUAUGCGUGUCAGUCAUAUGUGGACAAAGACCACGAGUGCAACAACAGGCAAUGCAAGCAGUGUUACAGGCAGAUCUCUGAUGCAGACAAGCACCGGUGCUUUAUGCGCAAGAUUACAACACCUGAAAUAGGCACUGGGUACAUUUGCUAUGAUUUUGAAUGUAUCCAGGAGACAGAGAUGCACGUGCCCAAUUACAUUUUUGCAAUGAAGCUAGCUCCAGAAAAACCUUGGGAAGCUGAGGCCAAAAAGGCAGAAGAUACUUGGGAAUUUAAGGGUAAAUGGUGUGUCUCUUACUUUAUUAAGGCCUUUAUCACUAAAAGGUUCCAGGGCUACACCUUCAUAGCUCACAACACCAAAGGCCGUGACAACUACUGCAUAGUUAGCCAGCUAUCGAAGGAAAGAAAGGGUGUGAAACUCAUCGCCCAGGAAGGUAAACUCGUGUGUAUCGAAGUGACCAGCCUGGGUAUCCGUUUCAUAGACUCUUCAAACUUCUUGCCAAUGAAACUUAACAAGCUUCCACAGGCAAUGGGAUUUGAAGGAUGUAGAGGGUAUUUCCCUCGUCGUUUUAACACGCCAGAAAACCAGAAUUACGUGGGACCUCUCCCGGAGGCACGGUACUACGGAGUCGAAAGUAUGAUGCCUUGUGAAAAGGAAGAAUUUCUAGAGUGGUACUGGGAGAACCGUGAUAAGACCUUUGACCUGCAGAAGGAACUGGCCUAUUAUUGCCAGCAAGAUGUGAAAAUGUUGAUGGAGGCCUGCCGGCUCUACAGGAAGGAGAUUAUGAAGAUGACACGGCAGGGAGACACGAUGGAGAAGACGGGUAAACUCGUGACCAAUUGCUGCAUAGACCCCUUCCAGUACAUCACGCUGGCAUCUGUCUGCAUGGCCACGUACAGGUUUAUGUUUCUGAAACACGAGACCAUAGCGCUUCUGCCCCCGGACAACUAUCACAGACAGAGAAAGAGGUUGUCAAGCCCCUCUACUCAAUGGCUAAUGUACAUAUCGGAGAAAGAAAAUAUUCCAAUCCAGCACGCUUUACAGGGUGGAGAAUUUCAGGUAGGCCCCUAUUUUUUAGACGGCUAUGCCAAUAUUGAUGGGAAACAGAUGGCCUUUGAAUUUAACAGCUGCUUUUUCCGUGGCUGUCUCAUCUGCUACUACGAAAAAGACUGGAACCCACUGAUGGGGACAACCUAUGGUUUUCUGAAUUACCAGACACUGUACAAGACCGAUUACCUCAAGAGAGCGGGGUUUACUGUCCAGACCAUUUGGGAGCACGAGUGGAGGGCUCUGUUACAAUCGGACAGGAAGCUUACUGAUUUCCUAAGCAGAACCCAGCUGCCUUCUCCUCUGGUGCCUAGGGACGCUCUCUUCGGGGAAAGAGCUGAGGCUAUCUGUCUCUAUUACAAGACUAAACCGGGUGAACAAAUACACUAUUACAAUUUUACCGGCCUCUACCCCUUCAUAAACAGAACGAAGGAAUACCCCGUCGGGCACCCUGAAAUCAUUGACAACAACUUCGGACCCCUGUCGAGCUAUUUUGGAAUCGCCAAGGUGAAAUUGUACCCGCCGCAAAGCCUCUUUUUCCCCGUGCUACCUCUCAAGGUGAAUAGGACAGUUAUGUUCCCGCUGUGCCGUGUCUGUGCAGAAACAAGCCAGCAAAAGUGCACACACACUGAUGAGGAGAGGGCCCUCGUGGGCACGUGGUGCACUCCGGAGUUGAACAAAGCAAUCGAGAAGGGGUACAAAGUGGCUAAAAUCUAUGAAGUCUGGCAUUUCAGCAAGACGACUAAUGCACUUUUCUCACAGUACAUAAAUCUGCACCUCCGACAGAAACAGGAAGCCUCAGGCUAUCCUGCCUGGUGUACCGACCAAGACAAACGAGACCGAUACGUGGCUGAUUUCUUCCAAAAAGAAGGCGUAUCUUUACGCCAAGAGCAUAUUAAACCCAACCCUGCAAAGCACCAAAUUGCAGAAUUGUUUCUAAAUUCUUUGUGGGGCCAAUUUGGCCAGAGGACAGACCUCCCGAACACCACCACCGUGAGAGACCCCGGUGAACUCUUUGGCUACCUUUUUUCUCCCAGCUACGACGUUUUAUCUUGUGACUUCAUCGAUGACGAGAUGGCCUGCGUGUUGUGGAAGUAUGCCAAAGAGUGUUACAAGCUCUCAGACAGCACUAAUAUCUUUAUAGCCAGUUUUACCACCGCUUAUGCACGCUUAGAGCUGUACGAGCUGCUGGACAGGUUGCGAGACCGGUGCCUGUACCACGACACCGACUCCGUGAUAUUUGUGAGCCGCAAGGGAGACUGGAACCCUCCGCUCGGCGAUCGUUUGGGCGAGCUCACGAGCAGGAUCCCGGCAAAUGAACACAUCACGGAGUUUGUUUCUGCAGGCACGAAAACCUACGCGUAUAAGCUGUCAGGAGGAAAGGCCUGCUUGAAGGUCAAAGGCAUUACCCUGGAUGCGGCCAAAUGUGGGAAAGUCAGCUUUGAGACCUUGAGAGAUCUCAUUCUAGAUGCCAGUGACCCCCGGCGGGGACACCCCUAAAACAAUUGCGACGCGGCAGCGCUCUGUCCUCGGGACCGGAGAGGUAGACAACACAAACCAAGGCCCUUCAAACACAGCAAGUCCUUUAUGCCAAGGGUCCUCGCAGGAAACUUUAAGAGCCUCCCGUAUGGUUUUUGAUCGUGGAGACACGGUGCCUGCAUACAUUUCCUGUGAUUCUCAACUCUAGCAAAAGUCACUUUAUAAAAAAAUUUUAAAAAAAUCUAUAUUUUGUGGUGCUAUAACUGUUUGGCAGCCCAAACAGUGUGUAAAGAGCUACUUUAUCAAUACCUUUUUAUCAAAUUUAUGAAGGGAUUGCCGGACAGUCUUAAUGACAAUCUUAAUAAAGUAAAUACGACUGUGGUGGAUGAUUUGAUGGACUCUGCUUGUGAGAGUGGUGAGACCUGAGAGGCUGUGAGCAGCAUGUAUAUCCUCCAGAUACGUUUUUUCUGCCAGGGGGGGAAAGGAGUUGCACCAUUUAACCCAAAACACGUGGUUCUGUUUAAAAAUCCCAGAGAGAAACUAAAGGUGUCCCUGACAAGGCGCAAUUCUUUCUAGAAGCUUUUGGGGAUGCUAAUUUUUUAGCAUCCCUACUUACCAUCCUUAUGGGUGGUACACGUUAACACUUCUACCCCAGAGACUUUUAGAUUCAGAACCAGGCUUUUCCCUCCCAACCAGCCGACUUUGGAAAAAAAAACAGUGGGUGGGAACCGUUUCAGCAAUUGCUCUGAACAUCUUAGAAGGAAAUAUCCCUUUGACCCCCCCACCGCAUCUGUGCGCUGAAAGAGCGAUGCAGAAUCACGAAAAGCAUAAGACAUAAGGGACUCUCUGUUAAGAGAGAAACAGGUGGUGAAACAGUCUAGGGUAUUUAUCCCCCCACCUCCAGUUAAGUUUUGCUAUGGCUUUGAUCAUGGGGCUUUGGACUAAGGAGUGAUGGAGUAUGCAGAAAAAAAUGUACCUGGUGCCCAACCACCAGCUGGAGCAAAUAAGGGCUCUGCUGCUGCCGGACCUGCUUAUUGAAUGCUGAAGUAAGGGUCAUUCUCCAAAGGCUGGGCUUAGUUGAAUAUGAUAAAGCUAAACUGGAUCAUAGAAAACGAGGGUGGGAAGGGAGCUCAGGAGGUUACAUCUAGUCCAACCCCUUCCUCAAAGCAGAACCAGCCCCAAGCAGAUCAUCCCAGUCAAGGGUCUUAAACACAUCCAUGCUUCAAAAACACCUGAUGUAUGUGAAGCAGGGUGACCUGGACCGAGGGAACCCCUUAGAACUGCGAAAUCCCUAGAAACUCCACCGAAUCCUGACCCCGGCAGUCAGGAAGUGUCGGAUAACGGGCAUGCUCGAUAUAGGAAAAAUGCACAAGUUGCUCAGCAAGCUGAGCUAGCCCAAGCUCCUUUUUCUUGAAAUGAUCAAGGAGGUUUUGUGCACUAAGGAACGGCCACGAAGGCCACAUCCAGAUGAGCGAGCAUGUGCCUGUUUGGCAUCUCAAAGCAGUUUGGGACACCGCAGGAGGCACAGCACGGACAAAAAAAAGUUCCCUGUGCUGCAAAAUGGGCUGCAUGCAUGCGAGCGAGCACCCCUCUCUUAGAGAAGAGAUUCUUGAUUGGGGGGGAUGGGACGCAUGAGAAUGGCUUAGAAAAAAUACUGAAUGGCAAAAAAGACAAAAUCAACAGGGAUUUAUUAUUUGCUAUCUCACCAUUCCAAGAACUAGGGGUCCCAGCAUGAAACCAAUAGGUUGUAAGUUUUCAAGUGGACCAAAGGAAGUUAUUUUUUCACCCUAUGUGGAAUUAAAGGGUGAGACUUAUUGCCACCAGACAUGGUAGAAACUGCAAGUUUGUCCAGAUUCAUUGCAUUCUUGGAGGAAAGGGGCAUCAAUCGCUAUUGAACAUGGGUUACACUGGACAAUAAGCUGAAUAGGAGCCAGCUGGCCUUGUUGCAAAGAAGCCUAAUGGCAUCCU